Molecule: messenger RNA, 940 nt
Organism: Notolabrus celidotus (New Zealand spotty)
Lineage: Eukaryota; Metazoa; Chordata; Actinopteri; Labriformes; Labridae
Exons: 5
Coding region: 175-834 (219 amino acids)
Source: RefSeq, a predicted model, not a curated record
CAUCUGUGUGACUUGACAGGUGACAGUUGCUAGGGUACAAUCUGCUCCAUGGCAACGGCCCCACUGAGAGGAAAAGUUUGAAUUUGCUGAUUUUUGUUCUUUGAUGGAAACAAAAGAUGAAGAGUCUCCUUCAUACUCUGAGUCCGGAUAGAGAAGAGACACCCUGAGAUUAACAUGCCAGCUACUAAAGUCAUCAAGCAGGCCCCGGUGGAGUCCUCGAGGAGAACCGUGGAGAGAUCCAGACCUGUGGGGAAGGUGAAAGCAGUGAACGGAGCGCAGACUGAACUCGAAGUGCCCGCCGUGCGUAAAAGCCGCGCGUCGAGUUGCCCCAGGUACCCUCAGAGGGACAGGGGGGAGGAUGGGGGGUCCGGAGCGAGGCGCACGGCCCUCAGACCAGGACAUGAAAGGAGGGCAAGAUCCAGCUCCACUGCUCCAAGAUCUAAGCCGGACGGUCGGAGGGUGGCCAGCUCUGUGAGGAGUGCCAACGUGAACCCGAAGUGCCAGAAGAUGAGCACGUGUCAGAGGGAGCAGAGGGGGGUCAGGGGGGAUGUUAAAUAUGCCAUUCAAAGUCACAAAGCGUUCACAGUCAUCCCCCCGAACCCAAAGAAACGGAGAGAGAUCCAGAGGAAGGCGGAGGCGGAGCUUGCCGCUUUAGAGGAGCUUCGGCUGAGCAGAGCGAUGGCGUAUGUCUCCAUUGACCCCAGCAGUGUUGGCGGCUGUUUGAGUCUGGAGGAAGUACGGUCGAAGCAGCAGCAGGAGAUGAUGAAAGCCAGGAGGAAACCGAAACCGAUGAAGACACAGGUGAUGGAGCCAGCACCUGUCCUGGAGAUCUGAGCGUCGCCUCACACAAACAGGAAAACUCACACGGUUAUAAAACUGGAUUAAAAUCACUCAGAACAGAUCAAGUGAAAUAAAAACAACACACUUCACAUGAUCUGAA